Messenger RNA from Knipowitschia caucasica, 378 nucleotides. NCBI's taxonomy places the organism in Eukaryota, Metazoa, Chordata, Actinopteri, Gobiiformes, Gobiidae. The record is from the annotation of a GenBank genome assembly.
AUGGCCACGUCCGCCACUCCAAUGGACUUUAAACGCAAAGCACUUCUUUCUCCAUUUGACGAGUGGCCAUUCCAGGGCUAUAGCCCGAGCCGGAACGCCGCGCCGCAGGAUGGAUCCGUUAAAAUAGCCUCAUCCGUCUCCUCCCUCGCGCUCAAGUGCCUCUUUCCGGAUGUCGUAUCGCAUGAGUACAUCGGCGUGUGGAUGGCAGCAGCUCCAUCAGGACUCCCGCUGCCCAGCCUUGGGAUCGGUUUUCGGAGACAAAGGCACUCGCCGGGGCCCCCAGGAAAGAGGAGGCCUUUGCGAAAGCCUAAUGAGCACAUAUAUAUAAAGUUCUGUCUUUUGUGGCUGAGCUCGUUGGAAAUGUCUGGACGGCGGUGA